Messenger RNA from Fibroporia radiculosa, 1695 nucleotides. RefSeq lists its product as uncharacterized. NCBI's taxonomy places the organism in Eukaryota, Fungi, Basidiomycota, Agaricomycetes, Polyporales, Fibroporiaceae. Gene Ontology annotation, cellular component: nucleotide-activated protein kinase complex; cytoplasm; nucleus. The record is from RefSeq and is a predicted model, not a curated record. The coding region runs from base 1 to 1695 and encodes 564 amino acids. Gene Ontology annotation, biological process: signal transduction. Gene Ontology annotation, molecular function: protein kinase binding. The transcript is spliced from 2 exons.
AUGGGCAAUACCACCUCCAACCCCGCCUCCCACUCUGCACACUCCCACUCCCCUGCCCGCCGCGGAAGCCCCGCUCGCCCGCCCUCCGCCGCCUCCCAGCGCGUCCACCGCUCCCUACGCACAAAGAAGAAGUCCCUCGAGCUGCCCGACCUGGCGUCCCUCGCCCUCACCCCCGCAGGCUCCCCCUCCCCGGCCUCCGUCUCCCCCCACGGUGCCUACCGCAGGCCUCGUGCGUCCUCCCCCAUCCCCAUCCCCACAUCCGCCCAGCCUCCCCAGCCCACGUUCAGGCCACAAAACAACCUCCCCUCCGCUGCACACAUCGCCCUCAGCAACUACAAUGACCACACCAGAAACAACAAGUCUUACUUGACCAAUGCGUCUCGCUCUUUCAUGUACCGCGUUCAGGAGCACUCGCCCCCGCGUGAGGACAUCCAUAAAUCCGGGUUUGUUCCUGAGGUCGUCUACAGCACCCUCCCCCUGGCCCUACACAAAGCCGAAGAAGACACUGGCAAUCCGGAACCUGUGUCCGUAAAGAUCACCUAUCGUGGAGCAGGGAAGGCGGUCGUCCUCGCACGUGCGGGCGACGAAAACUGGCAAGGAAGACAGCCCAUGGAGUUUGACUCUACCACCGGCCAGUGGUUCACUUUUGUCUCCCUCUUGCCCGGCACCCACCAUCUCAAGUUCAUCGUUGAUGGUCAAUGGCGCAUCACCGAUGAUUAUCCAACAGCGGUCGACGAUCGAGAUGGAUCGCUUGCCAAUUACGUUGCCGUUCAAAUCUCCUCCUCCUCCUCGCCACAGAUCGUAACAACUCCUGUCUCGGGGUCCAUCUCCCCCCUCGCGAGCCCUCCCCACACCCAUCCGGCUCACAUAAACAGCUUUUGGAGUGAAGCAAGCAGUGCUACCGGUGGUGGGAUCAGUGGCCCAGAUGGUGAAGGAGGACGGAGCAAAGCAGAGCCGGAGUGGACAACAGAGAUUCCUUCUGAGCUUAUGUCGGCUGCAGCUGAAGAGGAGGUCUACCUGGCUUCGACCGACUCGCAUGACGUCUCUUCAAACUCGUCGGCGUCCGCCUUUGGUGGUAUUCCGACACCCAAUAUUCCCCCAGCUCCUGGCUUGCCUCGACACCUUGACAAACUCAUCUUGAAUGUCCGACCGUCGGCUGUCAGUGGCUCGCCUGUGCCCGGGGAGAGAGAGCGUUCGCGAAGGUCAGGUAAAGACCGAUCCAGGCGCGAGCGAGACAGGGAUGGUCGUCCACGUCCAUCCCACCUCGGUAUGAUGUCUUUGAGUGCCGCAGCGGGCAUCAAUGGCGAUGGUGAUCAUUUACCUUCACCUCUUGGUCUCCCUGUCGUCACCGCGUCCGGGACCGACAUCACCGCUUCCCUUGCACCUCCCUCCCCAAUGGCCGACAAUCUGAAAGCGAACACUGCAGUCACUGCGGUCGGAAAACUCGAGUAUGCUGGAUCGGCGGACGACGCGAGUGUCUUGCCUGUGCCGUCUCAUGUUGUGCUACAUCAUCUGAGCACGAGUGCGAUUAAAAAUGGCGUGUUAGCAGUGGCGAACACGACAAGGUACCGGAAGAAGGUGCGUAUCAGUUGGAUUUCUGCUCCUUUUCAACAUUCUCGCCGGGCGACUGUAGCCGGGCUGCUCACGCGUUCGUCCUCACAGUAUAUCACAACGAUCUAUUACAAGCCUACAUGA